AUGGCAACGAAGCUGCACAAUCCAGAAAUCCAAGACGAUGGUGUAUGGAUGACUGCAUCAAGUUUCACUAUUUUUACUAUGACAGCGGGUUUUGGACUGCUCGAAUCAGGACGGGUUUCACCAAAGGACGAGGUAAAUGUUAUGGUGAAAAAUGUUGUGGAUGUUAUAUUUGGAGGUCUAGCUUACUGGAUGUUUGGUUACGGGUUCACAUUUGGCGAUCGAUUUGCGAAUCCAUACAUUGGUGUAGGCGAUUAUUUCUUCGAUCCGGAAAGAGAUGACAAGCCCAAUGCAGACAGGGUUCAUCUGGUUGGCGGUAUCUCCGGCUUGGUGGCUACUCUCUAUCUGAAACCUCGCAGAUAUCGUUUUGCAAGUAAAAGAGCUCGGCAGAUGAGCGAUCCCACAAAGGCUAUUCUAGGCUUCCUUAUGAUUUGGUGGGGAUGGUUGGCGUUCAAUACCGCGUCAAACUACUCCGUGUCUCGACAUCAGUGGACUGAAGGCUCUCGGUCAGCCGUGGGAACGAUAAUGGCAUCAGCUGGCGGUGGUAUAAUGACCGUAUUCAUUUCACGAUGUACGACGAAUAAGAUACAAGUCGACAUGCUAAUUGAUGGGAUGUUAGCUUCUUUAGUAUCAAGCACAGCCGGGUGCCUGUUCUAUACCCCUUGGCAGGCUAGCUUGGUUGGCGCUAUAGGUUCAGCAAUGGCGUUGGUGAUCUAUCCGUUACUAGAAAAAGCAGAGAUAGAUGACCCAGUGGGAGUAGUGCCGGUACAUGUUGUCGGUUCCAUAUGGGGUAUGAUCAGCCCAGCUAUUUUCGUAUGCAGAGACUUUGGCCUCGAUCAAGACGUAACAAACGAUAACGAUUUCUCUGGAUUGCUCUACGGUGGUGGAUUGACUCUUCUUCUCUAUCAGUUGGCUGCCCUCACGGCCAUAACGUUUUUCAGCGGAUUUUGCGCCUUCGCCAUUCUUUAUUUGCUCCAACAUUCACCGAUUGGUCUGCGUCUCAGUCGCUUGGACGAAGAACUUGGUGCUGAUCUCAGGGAACAUGGACUUGCUGGAGUGAACAUCAUGACCUAUACAAUCGAGAAGAAACUAACGGCAGAAAGCCUAAGCGCUGUAUUGAUGGUGAUUGUUCGAUGGCGUACAAAAGCAAAACUUGGAACCCUGAGACGUCAAAGGAUAGCCGACAUACAGACUACAGAAACUCAACGAGGUAUCGAAAUGACGGUGCAAAAACGACGGACUACAGAAAAUUCUGCUCAAUCAGCUAGAAGAUAG
Messenger RNA from Cylicocyclus nassatus, 1272 nucleotides. NCBI's taxonomy places the organism in Eukaryota, Metazoa, Nematoda, Chromadorea, Rhabditida, Strongylidae. The record is from the annotation of a GenBank genome assembly.